AUGUUUGCAGCUAUAGCCUCCGGGAACCCUUUACAAUUAUCUACAGAAGUCCCUAAUUCAAAUGGAUUACAACAUACUAUUGUGCUUUCAUCUACUAAACCAAAAUCAUACUCUCACAUAACCCUUUUCAUUUUGCCCAAUGUCACAUUUCCUGAUAAUUUCAUCGCAACUGUAUAUUUUAAGCUAACUCCCACGGAGGAUUUUCAACUAUUUGGAUAUUUGGGAAACGAAAAACCAAGUGCAAUAUUCAAAGUGAAGCUACCUACCUCUGGUAUUUCCCAGCCGUGGGGAAGCAGUUACGGAGAUGGGCUGGGUGAAAUAGAUAUGGAUGACAGCGUUGCAGAUACGAACAUCCCUGGUACUCACAAUAUAUCGGAACUUAUCAUUGGCAUAUCUAUUGAACCUCGAGAUCAAGGAAUGCUCAAGAUUCAAGAAUGGAAGGUACAGCAACAGUCAGCAAAGACAAACAAUUCUUCACUGGUAUUGUCGAGACCCGGCAUGGCCGGGACUAUCGGAACUGUUGGCCAAUUAGCAUCGGCAUACCCAAAGUUAACACAGGAACUCGCAGCAAAAAUCGUACAGCACGCCUACAACUAUUUAUCUGGCUUCCUGGAUAACGCAGGUAACGUUUCCAUCAAGAGAUUUGAUACAUGGUGGGACAAGUUCAAAGCUAGACUGGCGAAUGAUGGAUCAUUCCUUGAUGAAGUGACAAGUAACUAA
Zygotorulaspora mrakii is the source of this 720-nucleotide messenger RNA. It is a transcript of the gene OPI10, whose product is annotated as Opi10p. Gene Ontology annotation, molecular function: nuclear import signal receptor activity. Gene Ontology annotation, cellular component: cytosol; nucleus. Gene Ontology annotation, biological process: protein import into nucleus. The record is from RefSeq and is a predicted model, not a curated record. Bases 1 to 720 code for a protein of 239 amino acids. Lineage: Eukaryota; Fungi; Ascomycota; Saccharomycetes; Saccharomycetales; Saccharomycetaceae. The transcript has a single exon.